Molecule: messenger RNA, 1593 nt
Organism: Fraxinus pennsylvanica
Lineage: Eukaryota; Viridiplantae; Streptophyta; Magnoliopsida; Lamiales; Oleaceae
Source: the annotation of a GenBank genome assembly
AUGGCAGGUGGAGGUUUUGCCACGUCGUCCGGCACGGGAGGCACAGAGUUCGAGGCCAAGAUUACUCCUAUAGUCAUAAUCUCUUGUAUAAUGGCUGCCACAGGAGGACUCAUGUUUGGUUAUGAUGUUGGUGUUUCAGGUGGUGUUACAUCAAUGGAUGGUUUCUUGAAAAAAUUCUUCCCAGUGGUGUAUAGGAGGACAAAUGACGGAGGAAUAAACAGUAAUUACUGCAGAUAUGAUAAUCAAGGGCUACAAUUAUUUACAUCUUCGUUAUAUUUGGCCGGUUUAACAGCAACUUUCUUUGCUUCAUACACAACAAGAAGGCUUGGAAGGAGACUAACUAUGUUAAUUGCUGGGAUUUUCUUCUUAAUUGGUGUCGUUUUUAAUGCUGCAGCUCAAGAUCUUGCCAUGCUUAUUAUUGGCAGGAUUUUACUUGGAUGUGGUGUUGGUUUUGCUAAUCAGGCAGUUCCCCUGUUCUUGUCAGAGAUUGCACCAACAAGAAUACGUGGUGGCCUCAACAUCUUAUUUCAACUUAACAUCACCAUUGGCAUUCUGUUCGCCAACCUUGUCAAUUACGGCACUGCAAAAAUUAAAGGAGGAUGGGGUUGGAGGUUGUCACUUGGGUUGGCUGGAAUUCCUGCCUGUCUCCUUACAUUAGGUGCCCUCUUAGUAGUCGACACUCCGAACAGUCUCAUCGAGCGUGGCCACUUGGAUGAAGGAAAAGCUGUGCUGAGAAAGAUACGAGGAACGGACAAUAUUGAACCUGAAUACUUGGAGCUUGUUGAGGCAAGCCGUGUUGCCAAACAAGUAAAACACCCUUUUAGAAAUCUACUCCUGCGAAGAAAUAGGCCUCAAUUAGUUAUUGCUGUCGCCUUACAGAUCUUCCAGCAAUUCACAGGAAUCAACGCGAUAAUGUUCUAUGCACCAGUGUUAUUCAACACCCUUGGAUUUGGCAACGAUGCAUCCCUAUAUUCAGCUGUCAUUACUGGAGCUGUCAAUGUACUCUCCACUCUUGUUUCAAUUUACUCAGUCGACAAAUUGGGACGUCGAGUUCUCUUGCUAGAAGCUGGAAUCCAAAUGUUUCUCUCUCAAGUUAUAAUUGCUGUCGUAUUAGGCAUCAAAGUUACUGACCAUUCGGAGAACCUUAGUAAAGGCUAUGCAAUAUUUGUAGUGAUUAUGGUUUGCACAUUUGUGUCUGCCUUUGCAUGGUCUUGGGGGCCUCUUGGAUGGCUCAUUCCUAGUGAAACAUUUCCCUUGGAAACUCGUUCGGCAGGGCAAAGUAUUACAGUUUGUGUUAACUUGCUGUUCACUUUUGUGAUUGCACAAGCCUUUCUCUCAAUGCUGUGCCAUUUCAAGUAUGGAAUUUUCUUGUUCUUCUCCGGAUGGGUUUUCAUAAUGUCGUUGUUUGUGUUAUUUCUGGUUCCUGAGACUAAGAAUGUACCAAUUGAGGAGAUGACGGAGAGAGUUUGGAAGCAGCAUUGGCUCUGGAAGAAGUUCAUGGAUAACUCCCUGGAUCAGGAAAGGGGAAGUGGUGAAGAGAAUGUCAGGAAAAAUGGACCUGUCACUGGUUUUGAUCCUAAUUCUCAGUUAUAA